Molecule: messenger RNA, 759 nt
Organism: Eremomyces bilateralis CBS 781.70
Lineage: Eukaryota; Fungi; Ascomycota; Dothideomycetes; Eremomycetales; Eremomycetaceae
Exons: 1
Coding region: 431-637 (68 amino acids)
Source: RefSeq, a predicted model, not a curated record
CUCAAGCUUUUGUGAAAGGAACUGCCAAGGUUAUAGCAUCAUGGCUGCAGCGACCGAGUCCACAACUAUGACAUCAGGUAACGAUAUCCCCUCCCUGUCCGGAUUCCUGUGUAUUAUGCGGCCUUUGUUUAUGUCAAUCGAUUUCUUUACUUAUGAAUUGAUCCCGAAACAAAAGUUUCUAACAUUGGCAAAUGCGUAGGCAGCGAUGCUAGGCCUAGCACCCCACCCGCUGUCGAGUCGCAAGGCCCGAUUUCAGGCCAGAGCGAGGGCAACGAGGACCCUUUCAAGGAAGAAAACCUUGCAGAUGUUGCAGGCUCCGAGGACAUGAAAGAAGGGUCGACGUCUCCCGGGAAGGAUCGCAGGAUGAGCAAGGAGUGGGGUGAGUGGCUGGAGCAUGACGAACAUUGUGCGACCACCAGGCUGACGAACCAUGAACAUUUUCGCAGACACGUCCAAGGUCCCUCCUUCGCAGUUUCAGCGUCGCAAGGGCAGCAUCUACGCGACGCCGGGAUCUCGUGAUGGCCAUGUCAAGGGCUCGGAGCGGGAUAAGGCGUACUUUGAUAAGCUCAAGGAAAAGGCAAGUGGUGCUUUGGAUGGUCCGGUUGGAAGGACCAAGGCUAACGCAGUCGGGAUCUAGGGAUGGGGCAUUCUCAAGAAGACCAAGUCAUGAACUGGCUUAAGUAUGGACAGGCAGUCUGGGAUGUGAAAUGGCGACUGUGAUCGUGUCUGGCAACCGACCCCAGUGGGCCAUAAGGUGGC